Messenger RNA from Zygosaccharomyces rouxii, 270 nucleotides. Its product is annotated as 60S ribosomal protein eL37. Gene Ontology annotation, biological process: translation. Gene Ontology annotation, cellular component: ribosome; cytosolic large ribosomal subunit. The transcript has a single exon. Lineage: Eukaryota; Fungi; Ascomycota; Saccharomycetes; Saccharomycetales; Saccharomycetaceae. The record is from RefSeq and is a predicted model, not a curated record. Gene Ontology annotation, molecular function: structural constituent of ribosome; RNA binding. Bases 1 to 270 code for a protein of 89 amino acids.
AUGGGUAAGGGUACUCCUUCGUUCGGUAAGCGUCAUAACAAAUCCCACACUUUGUGUAGCAGAUGUGGUCGUCGUUCUCUGCACAUUCAAAAGAAGACUUGUGCUUCCUGUGGCUACCCUGCUGCUAAGACUAGAUCUUUCAACUGGGGUGCUAAGGCUAAGAGAAGAAAGACUACCGGUACUGGUAGAAUGCAAUACUUGAAGCACAUCUCCAGAAGAUUCAAGAACGGUUUCCAAACUGGUUCUCCUAAGGCUUCUGUUUCUGCUUAG